This is a messenger RNA of Cyclocybe aegerita, 708 nucleotides long. NCBI's taxonomy places the organism in Eukaryota, Fungi, Basidiomycota, Agaricomycetes, Agaricales, Hemipholiotaceae. The record is from the annotation of a GenBank genome assembly.
AUGAUCACAGACGUUGAAGACACUCGAAUCGUCGACGAACACUUCCCCCUCUCCUCCUCGCACCAGCUCUUCCCUCGAAAGGGAGGAGGCGGAGGCGGCGGCCACGGUGGUGGUAGAGGAGGUGGAAAGAGUGGAAAAGGAACCAGCGGCGGCAAAUCUACCCCUGUUAAUGUUGGUGGUCAGACCAUGACCGCUCGUGCCAGUUCUCCAGGUGGCGGUCGUGUGUGGUACGGAAGUGGAUUCUACGAUUCGAACGAUGAUCCUGGCGUAGCUGGACGGAAUUUAACGUUCCUCGUUCCUGCUAGCAAUGCCAACCGUCCUGGAGGCCCUUUGAUGUCUCUCGAGAUUCCAUCCAUGAAAGGCUCAGAGACAUUCAGAAUCAUCUCAGACGAAUUUACCGUCGACUCUCUCUCAGACUACAUAAAGGAAAAUUGCAAGGACCUCAUUGGAACACUCUCCUCACUGGCGAACAUAAGCGACUCCGGUUACAAGGCUCUCCUCAACCCGAACAAGUUCUCUACUACUAUCGUGCUUCUCUCAAGUGCUCCUGGGCCGUCUGUCGACACUGACGCCUACAAGUUGGUCGAGUGCCUCAACUGGACUAUCGUCGACACGGUUCCUCUUUUCGACUCGGCCUUCACGAAGUACCAGGUUCCUGGCGGGAUGACUCUGGCGUUGAUCCUCGUCGUGAUACACCUCUUGCGCUGA